This is a messenger RNA of Trichogramma pretiosum, 4218 nucleotides long. RefSeq lists its product as uncharacterized. The record is from RefSeq and is a predicted model, not a curated record. NCBI's taxonomy places the organism in Eukaryota, Metazoa, Arthropoda, Insecta, Hymenoptera, Trichogrammatidae. The transcript has 12 exons. The coding region runs from base 291 to 3803 and encodes 1170 amino acids. Gene Ontology annotation, cellular component: nucleus.
UUCGAGUAGACCACUUUCCUCUGGUUUAGUGGGAUUUGCUUUACCCACACCGGCCUCGUUGACUCGGAUCGGAUUGGUGGAAGAUAGAUUGCCGUUAGCCGUGUCAAGCUGGGAAAAGUGGGAAACAGCUUAUGCAUUUGUAAUAACUACCGCCAGAAUUUCGUAGUUUGGAGGUUAUAACGUUCAGAUCGAAGUUUGAUCUUGACGCAGGAUUUUGACAGUGUGAAAAGUUGUGUGUACAAACAACUCUCGCUAGUAGUGAACCGCUUCUCGUUAAUAAGUAACCCGAGAUGACCGGCUCGAUUCAAGCAGAGUUGAUACCAUCGAGUGCAUCCUCGUCCCAAAAAAUAGUUACAGAAAUUUGCUGCAAUCCAUUUAGAAUACCCAGGCACAAUGUUACAAAGAAUAUUCGUUUCGUUAGUUCCAGCAUACGCGAUUUACUGCACCAUGUAAGCUUUUCGGGCAGCAAAAAAGUGUGCACAGAGUGCAGGAAUAGGGUGCAUCAAUUGUUGAAGCAACGCAAAUAUCUUACAUCUUUUACAAGGUCAUCUGCAUACAGAGAUAUGCCUAUGAAAGUAAAGCGAGGAAAAUCAGGUCAGCUCAGAAAUGAUCAUGGGGAGAAAAAUAAAAAGAACCAUCAGUCAUCCAAUCGUUCGCAAAGAUACAGUAGAAGAGUGACAAACGCAUCAAAUCGUCAGACAAGGAGCAACAGCGGAGGCCAAGAUGUAUCAACCCAGCCGAAUGAAUCUAACCUUAGUAGCCAAGACAGUACUGAGAGAUUGGAGCAGGAGCAGACAAUGUCACGACGAUCUCGUCGAUCAGCAGUGCAUUUUUCUACGUCGAGGAGACGUCCGAGACGAAGCACUGCUACACAAGAAGAUAGUUCAUAUCAAAAUGAAAAUACAAUUCCAAAGACAGUGAUAUCAAGUACCGAUGAAAGAGAACUCAUUUGCUGCUUCUGCGGAGGAUCUCAGAGAGAUGAGACUUUGUACGGUCCAUUUCAUGAACAUGAAGGAAUUAUUACGCAUUAUUUUUGUUUGUUACUAUCCUCCAAUGUCACUCAAAAUGGAGAGGAUAAAGAAGGAAUUUUAGGUUUUUUAGCUGCAGACAUUAAUAAAGAAAUACGCAGAGGCAAAAGACUUUUUUGUUCAUAUUGUAGAAAAAAUGGUGCCACUUUGGGUUGCUGUGAGACUAAAUGUAAAAAAAUGUUUCACUUGCCUUGUGGUUUAAAAAAUAAUUCGCUGCACCUAUUUUAUGGAGAGUUCAAAUCAUUUUGUGAGUCUCAUAGACCAAAGCAAAAAAUAGAUGCUGAAAUUCUUGCUAAAAUAGCUAAUGUUGCAAUGGUUACAUGUACAAUUUGUUAUGAAGAUGUUGAUCCUAAAGAUACUAUAGGUACAUUGUGGUCAUCAUGCUGUAGAAAAGGUGCUUGGUUCCAUCGAACAUGUCUUCAGAAACUUGCUAUAAGUGCCGGAUAUUUUUUUAAGUGCCCAUUAUGUAAUAAUAGGCAACCAUUUCGAGACAUUAUGAAAGAAAAUGGCAUUUACGUUCCGGAACAAGAUGCAUCAUGGGAGUUGGUUCCUAAUGCAUAUCAAGAAUUGUACUAUAGACAUGAUAAUUGUAACGCAAAAACAUGUCUUUGUCCUAAAGGUAGAAAAUAUAAAGAAGAACAAGGCAAGUGGCUAUUGAGUCUAUGUGACAUGUGUGGUCACCAAGGAACCCAUUUACGUUGUAGUGAUUUGAAAUCUGGUGAUGUGGAAUGGUUUUGUAGUGAAUGUAUUUCUAUUACUGAAAAAAAAGAAUCUAGUUCAGUAGAAAACGAUACUGCGAAUGAUCAGUCUUUAGUUUCAAGUGAAAAUUUUACACAAGAGGAAACGGAAAUUCUCAAAAUUACGGUCAACGAUGAUGACAGUGAUUCCAAUGUAUCUGUAGGCAACAAUAAAAUUCAAAAUGAUUCCUUAUCCAGUAUUCUCUCCAAAGUUUCGUUACGACCGGGACCUCUAAAAUACAAAUUAAAGCAGGUUGCUCAACUAAAAAGCGCGGGUAAUAUUGAAGGUUCGAGAUCUAAAAAUAAUAGUAUUAUCGAUCUUGAUAGCGACAACGACGAACUCGAAAUUGUUUGUGAAAGUACAAUGAAGAAACGGCGCGAAAAUUUGGCAGUGAUAGAUCAUGUUUAUGCAAAUCCACACAUAUCUUCAGACGAACCAAUGGCAGUGACAGUUUCUGAAGAAACUGACCAGUCUCCUUUUAAUAUUGUCAUAACUAAUGUUACGUCAGUACCCCCGGAAUUUUUCAAUGAUGAAUUAGAUUCCGAAGAAGUUUCGUUACCUUUCCCACUGCCUAUUUCUGCACCAUUAAAACGUUCACGUGAAAUCACAGACGAUUUGAAGGAAGAAAAGCGAAGUAAACGGGCCAAAUUGGAAUUAAGCCCGAACGCUGAUAUUAAUGCAGUUCCUGAACUGUUAUCGCCUGCAAAAAGCUUUGCCUCAAGAACUGAAGAACUCACCAACAACACCUUCAAUGAGUCAACAUCAAAUUCCAUCUCAGAUUCAGUUGAGGACUCAACCAAAUCAGGCAAUUCAUCAGCAACCAAAGAAAACACCAGCUGUAACAAACAAUCUCAACUCAACAACACUUCCAAUGUUGGAGCUCGGAUUACCGAUUGCAGUAGCGACGGCGGAACUAGCAAAGCUUCAAGACAGGAUCAACAUAAUAGAGCUGGAUUGAUUACAGAUCAAGCAAAUCUGAAAGAUAUAAAAUUCAAAGUUAUAAAUCAAGAUUUGCACAUUAACAUUCUUUCAACAAAGAUUAUAAUUCAGCUAGACAAGACACAAGAUUUGUCGCGUAAAAAUAUUGAAAAGUAUAUAGUAUCGCAUCAGAAAGCUAUUGAAUGUUCUGAUUCAACAUCUGACUUGAGCGCAACCAUAAAUAAGUCACUUUCACUGGGUGACGAUUCAGCAGUUGAAUUUGACAUUGCUCAUAGUUCAAUAGCAACUGCUCCUAUAGAAUCGAGAAAUUUUCUAUUAGAAGAUGAUCAAACAUUAUUGGAAUAUCCGACAACAAGGAAACUCAACUGUGGAAGCGGUGAUUUGAAAGAAAAUUUGAAUCCAGAAGUUUCAAACGAUGAUUCAGAACGUAGUCGUGAUAAUAGUAAUCAUGAAAAAUCAGGAACGGCGUCCAAUAAAAGCUUACCGAAACAAAGAAGCUCCUGGCGAACCAGGCAUUUUCGAGCAGUGCGUGAAGAAAAUCAUUCAAUUAACGAUGGCUCUGUAGGCUCUACAGUUAGCUCACGUUCUUUUGCUAAAUCCACGAACGCCAAUCUUGACCAAGUACCGCGAAGCCCUACAAAAACAUUACAGCUUUUAAAAAUUGGUGAAAAUGUCGAUGUUAAUGAUUUUAAUGAUGUGAAUAAUUGUGACGAAGAGUUUGACGGAACAGCGCCCAUAUCUAAAGUUAACACUAAUGUAAAUAAAAUUUACCAAAAUGUGGUUACAAAAUCAGAUAUACUUGCUGCGACUAAAUUGAAUAGCUCAACGCGGGACCAUAAUCCUGCUUUGCUAUCCGAGCAUGAACGCCCCCAAGAAGAUGCAAAUUCCGUGACAAAAACUAAGAGCUUUGAAAGUACAUUUGAUAACGGUAUUUCUCAAAUUGAAAAAUCAAAAAGUAUUAUUAAUGAAAAAAAGAACUUUGAAUAUUUGUACGACAAAAAGAAAUCAAACGACGGUGGUGAUUGUGAUGAAAGUAAGACUCGUAGACGCUCGCGCCGAAAAUCUCGAGCUUCUGAUAAACACGAUUAUGUUAGAUAAAAUUAGGUGAUACUUCAUCAUGAUAAAAUUUAUUUUUUAUAACAAAACAAAAUUGUAAAUUAGUUUUUUUUAGAUCUUAUUCUAUUAUUUUUCUACAACAGUAUUUUGGCAUUGUUUAGAAUAAAUGAGUAAGUGCGCGCUAAAGAAAUAAAUUGAAAGUUUAGCCGCAGUGCAAUUUUUUGUUAUCCAAAGUUUUCAUUACUAGCUCAUAAAUUAUUCAUGAAAACGAAUUUGAAUGAGUUCUUUGGAAAAUGAAUUCAGUGUACAGAACAUUAUUAAAUAUAUAGUAGUUAGUUAUUAAAAAAUAAGUAAAUCGUUUUAUUGAGUUUUGUGAUAAGUUUAAAAAAUAAUAAUUUAUCCUUUAUCUAAUCGGUUUUUAGUUCAAGUAAAAGUGACUGUUAAUAUUUAGUUAAUA